CUUGAAGGUUUCACCUUCAUCAUGUCAUGCAGCACCAUGGCCACAAAUAUUAGUCGCCGUCGGUUGUCCAUACUAGUACUUCUUGUGCCAUCACCGCCAUGAGUAUUUGCAGGGCGGCCGUCCUAUUUCUUAGUCUCGGUGUCAUCUGCAACGCCUGGACCAGUGAUUCUUACCCAUCAUGGCAACGUGCAACUUUGCAAAGUAGUCGUGCGACGGGCUUUCUGGCGUCGUCCAACUCGAACGAGAUUGAUGUGAGCGAUCUCGGACUUACAAUGGAAGACCUGGAGGCACCCCUACCAAGCGAACUGCUGGAAGGAAUUGAGGCUUCGGGCUAUGAAUCCACUUCGCGCAUCCCUACAGUGCAAGACGACGGAUGCAGUUGGACCGAGAAUGGCGACACCAUGGACGUGACACUAAAGAUUCCUGGACUGCGAGGACAACCUGCAGCAUGUUUGGCAGUGGUCUUUUCCACCACUACUGCGACCAUCACUGCCUUUGGUCACAAUGUGUGGAGCUGCCUUUUGAAGGGGGUCGUCGAUGCCGAUUCCGCAUCCUUUGUCACAGAAGAUGGAGCCGACAUGGUUCCGGUGAUUCAGCUCUCAGUCAAGAAAGAAGACGCAUCUCUUCGAUGGGGAGGAUUCAUUGAACAGAUUGGUGAAGAUAGUAUUCUUUAACUGCACUGUCUCCGUGCGAUACGGUAUGUAAAUAACAAGGUUACUAAGCUACCUUU
This is a messenger RNA of Seminavis robusta, 730 nucleotides long. The record is from the annotation of a GenBank genome assembly. Lineage: Eukaryota; Bacillariophyta; Bacillariophyceae; Naviculales; Naviculaceae.